Molecule: messenger RNA, 1252 nt
Organism: Verruconis gallopava
Lineage: Eukaryota; Fungi; Ascomycota; Dothideomycetes; Venturiales; Sympoventuriaceae
Exons: 2
Coding region: 359-853 (164 amino acids)
Molecular function (GO): oxidoreductase activity
Source: RefSeq, a predicted model, not a curated record
CCUCUGACAAGAUGAAAAGAGGAGAGGGGAAAAAAAAGAAAAAAAGCUACCUCGAGGCGGCCCCUCCUCUGUGCUCUCCGCACACGAAUUUGUCUUGCCCACAUCGCGGGAAUGUACUGCCGCGCUCCCUCCUUUCGUCUCUUUCCCCGAGCCAGUACAUCCGCUCCUCAGUCCGACGAAAGGCACGUUUGAGUUGAGGGAUUUCAUAUCCGCGUCGAGCGGCGAUACGUGGCUUUUUUGUUUCCUACUUUUUUGUCAUUAAAAAAAAAAGAAAGAAAUAGACCCAGCUCUACUUUCCCCUCUCUCCAUCCCUCCCCCCCCAGGCCCCACGUUCGCUCACCACAGGGCCACAUAAACCAUGCCGUCCACGGGCACCACGCAGAUCGUCACCUUCAUUGCGAGAAACCCAAAGCUUACCCGGGAGGAGUUCUACAAGCACUGGGGCACGGUGCACGCGCCUUUGGUGGCACCGUGGGCGGAAAAGCACGGAAUCAUCUCGUACCGUCAGCAACACAGCGCCGGCAAGAUGGUGCCCUACAUGGACGACUCUGCGCCGAACGCGAACAGAGAGAACAUCCCCAAGACGCCGCAGGAGUACGACGGCUUCGUCGUAUGGGAAGUGCCGUCUCUUGAAAGCUUCCGGAACGCGUUCAAGGACCCGUACUAUCUCGAGUUCAUCGAGCCGGACGAGCACAACCUGAUCGACAAGAACUCGUUCGCGGGCGGCAUCGUCGCCACGUUUUCAAGCCCCAUCUUCGAGGUCCUGAAGGACAACAGGAGCCGACUCAGCGGCGGCAACACGGACGAGUUCAGAAGGCGGUUCGACGAGUUCGAGGCAAGACAGAGGGGCUAAGACUGCGUCUGGUCGGCCUUGCGAGCCGCUCUGUUCGUGGCAAACUUAAGAGCCCUAUGAUCUAGUUAUGCUUUUUCUAUGCUAUUUGAAGUACAUUGAUCCGACCUUGUUCAGCAAGCCCCCUUGAUCCGCUCUGAAACGCUUCCUGUUGAUCAAGGUAGCUGUACGCUUUGGGGAUUGUGGAAGAUGUCUUGAGGAUCAAUCGCCGCUUUGAUCUGCUGAAGCCUUGGGUAGUUUGUGUUCCAGUAUUGCAGCUGAGCAUUUGGCAAGGCUGGAUCCACGAAUCCUGCAUACGCCCCGAGAUUGUGUCCUUGCAUGCUGUUCGCGAUUACGUCAUGCAUGCCUUGCACGAACGCUCUCGUAGUGUCUGAUACUCUCAACAAGUUCACUGCAUAGGCU